GAUUUAAUCGGAAUUUUUGCUGUUAUAACUGAAGAUUUCUAAUCUCAUAAUUGAAGAUAUUUGCCAGAGAAUGCGAGUCCUGUCAUGGUAUGUUGGAAACUGCCCGUCCCAGCGUUCUUGAUACUUGUCAACAUACUCUGUCAGAAAGUGAUUGCAACACAAGCUGAUGUACGGGAAAGUCAUGGUUCAUCUCAGGGAAUUCCCUCUUCUGAAACAAACUCGAGAGUGAUAAAAUUACGGAAAAAGGCAAAAGUCUCAAAUGAUUUGACGAAAUCGACAAACUGGUGUAAAUUUUCCAUAUCAACAGCAAGCUGUAAAAAAUCGAAAUUUGAAAGAGGAAAACAGCUGAUAUUGCGACGUGAACGGACAUCAGAGACAAAUGGAGCAACAAGAACUCUGAUUAUUGUAAACGGAGAUCAAGAGAUCAGCCGGGAGUACAUCAAACAACAUCAUGAUUUUAAACCUGUGCUAAAAGCGCUUAAACAACGAAUUGAAACACUUCAGGCUCGAAAGCAAGGGAAAAUACUUUCAACAACUGGAGUGAAUAAUACAUCAUUACGUCACCUGAAGAUAUUUCCUUAUCUGGUGCGCAGUGCAUCCCGGGAUACCGAAGGGGGUAAAAAAGAAAAUGUAUUGAGUACAGCUUAUACUGAAGUCACUGAUCCUCGCUCAUCUUCUCCAGAUUAUGUGCCAUACUGGCAGGUACUGGGCACGAUUCACACCUACGACAUUCCGAAGAAAAUAGUUUCACGGCCUCUUCAUAGAGAGAAACUGCCUGAUCCUUAUAACGACGUUACUCUUUCAAAACUGCCUCUCUAUGAUGACAGAGUUUUGAAAGAUGUCACGUCUGGACUUAAAAUUUUUGUGAAAGAUUCAAACGAGAAGAAAAACGACAAAGAUUUAUCACAUCAAACUCUCACCGGCGUCACACCUGCACCUUCAUCAUCAACAAAUGGUCUUCACGACAUCUCGUCAGGUGAACCAACGUCAUCAGGAUUACAUGACGACACACUUCCUACGUCAUCAGGAUUACAUGACAACACACUUCCUUCAUCAUCAGGAUUACAUGACGACACACUUCCCACAUCAUCAGGAUUUCAUGACGUUUCGUCCGAUGUUUUUGCGUCACAUACUAGCAACGAACCAUCCAGUAGACCAACGUCAUCUCACGUCACAACCGAAAGUGUUUCAGCUGAGAACAAUGUCGCAAUGGUAGAGAAAAGCCCGCAUGAUGAGGAUAGCAUUUCUGUGGAUGAUUUAUUCAAUGACGAUGAUUCGAAGGCAACAGCGAAGAUUGACCGACUGCUGUCCGAUGAUAAAGCCACAGAUGCUCUCGCUAAAGAAAUUGCCAGCUUACUUACAGACGAGCCUGUAGGUUCAUCUGAGAAUCCGAAAGCUUCACCAAAAGAUCUUGCGAUCAUAACUGACGAUGCUCCAAUUAAACAGAAAGCUUUCCAACCAGUUACCGACGUCACUCCUGUCUCCUCCGAAGAAGCAGUAUCGUCAGCUCAGAAGUCCACCCCACUUUCCGUCUCCACUGCAACUCAGCAAUGUCUCGCUAAGAGAGGACUGGGAUCUACCCAAUGUUCCUUGUCUAUGAUCUGUUGUUCUGCGUGUUGCCCUCUUGAUUCAUGUCCAUUAAAAGAUAUAUUCAAGAAAGACGAGAUUCCAGAUGAUUGUGAUUGCAAGAGACAUGUUGUUUGUCCUGGUUUACCAAAUCCCUCUCCAGUCGUAUCAUUUCACUCCCCAAGACCUCAUUUUGUAACCUUUGCUGAGAGGCCCACCUCCCUGGCUUGGACUCCUGGGGUACUACCCCCAGCUACACCUAACUUACUUCCAGGUCUGGUACCUCCUACCCAUCCUGCCGUGUUUGUAGGUCCAUACCAGCAACAGACACCCACGCUUAUACGACACCCUGGUUUACCUUAUCAAAUCGCCCAACCUGCCCUCUCUCCUCUAAACAUAAACUACCACUGGCCGCCACAUUUUAUUCCUCAUAACCCAGGAUUCCCACCCCUAUUUGGUCCACCAGUAUAUCAUCGCCCUCUCACAUAUACUCAUCCUAUCCACCCAUACAUUCACCAUCAUCCCGCUUUUAUGCGCCCUCCUAUAUUGCACCCACCUAUUUUUCACCCACCUAUUUUGCACGCUCAUCCACCAAUAUUUCACCCUGUACCCAUACAUUUUCAUCCUCCUCAUGUUCCAGUUAUAAUCCAUCCACCUCCUCAACCAGUUGUAAUUCAUGCUCCACCACCCCCACCUCCUCCACCCCCUCCCACCACCGCCUCCUCCACCACCUCCUCCCCCACCAAAACCAAAGCCAAAAGGACCUCCAGGGCCAAGUUAUUCCGGGUCAGAUGCCACCGCAGCACAAGGAAACUCUCCAGGAGCGCCCCCUGGCCUCCCUCCAUUGGUAGUAGUUGGUACCUCCAAGAAAAAAUCAAAAUUGACUCAAACGAGCGUCCGUGAUCAUAAUUAAGGGAAGAUUAGGCUGGAUUAAUCCACUUUGAUUUGUGAUAAGUCUGGGUAGAUCAUUCUUAGUGCAAUACAAGUAUUAUUUCACAAACUAAAUACCGAAGAUAACUGAUCAGUAGCUUUAAACUCUGCAAACGUAGAAUAUAAUAAAAUUGCAUUAAUAAACAGAUCAAAACCUGCAAGUUUAUAACCAUAAAUUGAAUAAAAUAUAUAGAAUAUAAAAAUACAUGUAUAUUAGA
This is a messenger RNA of Dendronephthya gigantea, 2714 nucleotides long. RefSeq lists its product as uncharacterized. The coding region runs from base 85 to 2469 and encodes 794 amino acids. The record is from RefSeq and is a predicted model, not a curated record. NCBI's taxonomy places the organism in Eukaryota, Metazoa, Cnidaria, Anthozoa, Malacalcyonacea, Nephtheidae. The transcript has 8 exons.